Molecule: messenger RNA, 1696 nt
Organism: Didymella exigua CBS 183.55
Lineage: Eukaryota; Fungi; Ascomycota; Dothideomycetes; Pleosporales; Didymellaceae
Product: DNA-binding domain of Mlu1-box binding protein MBP1
Exons: 4
Coding region: 1-1314 (437 amino acids)
Molecular function (GO): DNA binding
Source: RefSeq, a predicted model, not a curated record
AUGAACAUCCAAUCUCUUCUCAACUCCCCCAGUGGUAACAGUCGCCAGAAUCGCAACACAGGCCCUCGAUACGCUCAGCUUGCACAGCAUUACCCCGCGCAUGGUGCCAUUUUAAGGAGACAAAAGCUGGCGAAAGAUGCUCCAGUCUUCUCUGAAGGCACCAAGACCGUAGGUUAUGUUAACUACCCACCGCAUGAGGCUGGCAACAACCGUGAUCUCCAAGCUUGCCAUCGCGAGUUUCGUGUCUUCCCACUUGGUGAGAUCCUGAGGAAAGGCGUGCGACACAUCCCUUACGCCAGCGACAAGAAGGACUUUCUCAACAAAACUGGCCGCGACGCUUUCGAAGUCUGCCAGUAUACGUACAAGAGACCUGGCGAGGACAAGGAGUACGUCGUCGUGUGGGACUACAACAUUGGCCUCGUCCGAAUGACACCUUUCUUCAAGUCGUGCAAGUAUUCGAAGACCGUACCAGCGAAGUCACUGAACCAGAAUCCGGGCUUGAAGGACAUCAGCUACAGUAUCACCGGCGGGGCCCUGGUCUGUCAAGGCUAUUGGGUGCCGUGGCAAGCCGCCCGUGAGAUUGCAGCGACCUUCUGCUGGGACAUUCGUUGGGCAUUGACACCGGUCUUCGGCAACGACUUCCCUCAGAUGUGCCGGCCUCCACACGACCGCAGCCUUGCCAAAUUCGUGAUCAGUCCCGAUACUGUCCGAUUUUGUGCUUCAGAGACGGCCCGGUUCAAGGAAGAGGGAACGUCAUAUCAACUCUUGUCACCGCCGAAGGCGCCGUCGCCUGUCACAACAUCUGUGAGGCCAGUCUUCUCUUCGCCGGUGUGGAAGCUAGGUGCCUAUUCGCCGGGCCAGGAGAGCGGCUACGGCACGGACAUCGAACACAACAGCAGGCUUGGCUUCUCUCGUCACCUCUCACCACGAAGUCAGUACAGUCCUAGUGGGUUCACUUCAGUGAACGGAGCCGGGUCGCCUACCUUUUCGUCAACCUUCUCAUCGCCAGUCGUUCAGUACGUCCCACCGCCACUGUUACUGCCGACCCCUUCUCCAGAGGACACAUACUCUGGGAGAUUCCGAACAAAGCGCACGCACUCCAAGGUCGCAUACAGCGACAGUAACGCGCAUAUCGUACGAUUCGACAGUCCGCAAGAGGAGGUGCAAACCACCACGCAGAAAGCGGAAGAGGCUGCGACUCACUCUCCUCGAACUCUCGAGGUGGCUGAGACUCUGAUGUCCAUGGGCGCUGUGACAUGCAACAAAGCUGCUCUACCAGAAGCCAAGCGUACUCGUCGCAACUCCUGGUACUAGAUGCAUCUCGCCUCCCUCCGGACGGGCGAUGACGCACGUCAACAAACACCAGCGUGGCUCCUCCUCCCAUCUCAAGCUUCCGAUCUUGAGCGUCUAAUUUGAGAGCUACGCACCUCUUACUCUGUCUCUUCAGCAUCCAUAACUAGUCUUUUGUCCGUCCUUUGGUUGGCAUUUUCGUCCUUCAGCAUACAUCGUUGGCACACUCGCUUCGCUUGCAUCAGUUCGGUAGUCUCGCUUGCUUUUCAUGCUGAGGAGACAUCGCAGCGUCUUCAUAGCAUGUAGCCCAUACCCUUGUACUUAUCGCAUUCCAAGCGUGUUCCUGCGCUGUUGUUGGGUGGAUUGGCCCUGGAUCAGCAUCACAACGAUCAUAUUUACGAAAAGC